AUGGACGCAAAGACCGGCAUGGUCCUCGGCUACGAAGGCCGCCACCCCUUCAGCAAGGUGCAACUGACGGACCGGUCGUCGGUGCAGGAGCUCCUGCGCACGCUGUUGGACCCGCUGGAGCCCUUCUUCUCGCCGCGCAGGGCCCGGGUCCGUUGCCCCGGCGCCACGGCCGUGCGCUUCGACCAGGCCUCAUCCGACCUCGAGGGCCUCGCCCGCCCGCUGUGGGGUCUUGCGUGUCUGCUGGCCGGCGGCGGCGAAUACCACGGCACCCAGUGGUGGGUCGAGGGGCUCAAGGCCGGCACCGACCCCGAGAGCGACGAGUACUGGGGCUACCCAAGGGAUAACGAUCAGAGGAUGGUUGAGAUGUGUCCGUUGGGAUUCGCACUGGCUGUUGCGCCUGUAUUUUGGGAAUCCAUGUCGGCCAAAGAGAGGGAUAAUGUAGAGAAGUGGCUGGGGAACUCGAUCAACGAAAAGAACAUGCCCAACACAAACUGGCUGUGGUUCAGGGUGUUUGCAAACCUGGGGCUCAAGAAGAAUGGCGGCAAGUUCUCGCAGGAGAGACUAGACAGCGAUAUCGAGCACCUCAACACAUUCUACCGUGGCGACGGAUGGUCCAACGAUGGACCUGAAGGAAUACACCAGAUGGACUAUUACUCUUCCAGCUUCGCCAUCCACUUCCUCCAACUCCUCUACGCUAACCUGGCGGGAGACCAAGAUCCUGACCGUGCACAGGAGUUCAAGAAGCGUGCGCAGAUGGCCGCUCUGGACCUGAUCCACUACUAUGACCCCGAAGGCCGCUCCAUCCCCUUUGGCCGCAGCGUCGGCUACCGCUUCGCCAUGGUGUCCUUCUGGGGCGCCCUGGCCUACGCCGACGUCGACCUCCCCGCGCCGCUGACCUGGGGCAUGGUCAAGGGCAUCGUGCUCCGCCACCUGCGCUGGUGGCAGACGCAGCACGACAUGUGGAGCCCCAGCGGCACCCUGACCGUCGGCUACUCGUACCCAAACAUGUACAUGGCCGAGAACUACAACAGCCCCGGCUCCCCGUACUGGGCCUGCCUGGCCUUCAUCUGCCUCGCCGUGCCCGAGUCCCACCCCUUUUGGUCCUCGACCGAGGAGGCUUACCCGGAAGCGCUCAUCCCGGCCGUGAAGCCCCUGCCGCAUCCGGGCCACAUCAUGAGCCGCCUGGGCGGCCACACAAUGCUCCUGUCGUCGGGACAGGCCUGCAGCUACCCGAUGAAGGGCACCCACGCAAAGUACGGCGGCUUCGCCUACAGCAGCGCCUUUGCCUACUCCGUGCCUCCGGGCCUCUUCACCCUCGAACAGUACGCCCUGGCCAGCCAGAUGGGUGUCUCCGAUGACGGUGGCGAGUUCUGGAAGGCCCGGCGCGCCUCUGAGUAUUCUCGGCUCGAAACCAGAGGAGGAGGAGGAGGAGGAGGAGAGGGGGACUCGUCGUCUCCGGUUCUCGUCUCCCUGUGGAAGCCCUUCCCGGACGUCGAGGUACGGACGCUGCUGGUGCCGCCCGAACCCGCCACGCCCAACUGGCACCUCCGCGUGCACUUCAUCCACUCCAAGGGGGCCAGGGAUGUCAUGACGGCCGACGGGUCCUUUGCGGUGCGCAACGAGAACGCGACCAACGGCCGCUACCUGGAGCCGUACGACGCCGGGGUCGGCGAGGGCACACGGCCGCGCAUCAUUGGCAACUACGACCUGAACAGCCCGGACGGAUGGGCGACGGGGUCCGAGGGCGCCUUUGCCGUGUCGCGCCUUGCCGGCGCGGUCGGGAUCCGGGCCAUCGAGCCCGUCGGUGCGGAGGUCGAGGAGCGCCGCGCCAACAUUGUUAACGCGGACCCCAACUCGAACCUGGUCGAGAGCCGCUCCUGCAUCCCGACGCUGCAGCACAACCUCAAGGGCGGCCAGAAGGCCGUGUACGUCUCGGCCGUAUUUGCCAGGCCGGCCGGCCCCAACGUCGCUGUCGAGUCGUACCUCGACGGCUGGGACACGCCGCCAGAGAUUCCCGCUUGGCUCAGAGACGAGAUUGCAGCUUCACAGUAA
Messenger RNA from Pyricularia pennisetigena, 2052 nucleotides. RefSeq lists its product as uncharacterized. The coding region runs from base 1 to 2052 and encodes 683 amino acids. The record is from RefSeq and is a predicted model, not a curated record. The transcript has 4 exons. Lineage: Eukaryota; Fungi; Ascomycota; Sordariomycetes; Magnaporthales; Pyriculariaceae.